AUGUCAGACGAAAGUAUUCAACAGUUUAUGGCUUUAACGAACGCCUCUGCUAAUGUUGCCUCCGAUUAUUUGAAACAGUUUGAAGACAUGGAAGAAGCAGUGAAUGCGUACUAUGCGGCCCAACAGGGUGAUUUCGAACAGCAUGAUAGCACAGAAUAUGGAGCUGCUACUACUGCUGCUGAAGGCUCUUCUCAUUCGGAAGGUGCAGAUGAAGAUGUUUCUUAUGCAAGGACCCUUAGUGGCCAAAAGAUUGCUGUUCCUAGAUCGACACCUUCCCCAUCUUUAAAUAAAAGCAAGUCUAAGCCCAAGUCCAAGAUCCAAUCUUUUUCAGAUAUGUUGAGGGGUGGUGAUGAUGAAGAUGAAGACCGUAAUACGUUUGCUGGUGGUGAGACUUCAGGUCUUGAGAUCACGGAUCCUCAUGCCAAUGAUUCGAAUUCUCUAAUUAGAGAUUUGUUGGAGAAAGCUCGUAGGGGAGGCCAGAGGGCUGGUGAAGGGGAUGAUAGUGAUGGGAACGAAUCUAAUGGCGAAAAACAACAACAUCACUUUACUGGCAGGGGUUACAGGUUGGGUUCGGACCUUUCUGCACCUCCAAUGGUAGUUGAAGACAAUACACCACAAGAGUCAGAAAGACCAAAGAAGGUGACCAGAGAGAUCACAUUCUGGAAGGAAGGGUUCCAGGUUGGAGAUGGUAAGUUAUAUCGUUACGAUGACCCAGAAAAUAGCUUCUAUUUGAAGGAAUUGAACCAGGGUAGAGCGCCAUUACAAUUACUUGACGUUGCGUUUGGCCAAGAAGUGGACGUUACAGUGUACAAGAAACUAGAUGAGUCUUAUGUGCCACCCAAGAGAAAGCUGGGUGGGUUCCAAGGUACCGGUAAGAGGCUAGGGUCCCCAAUCCCAGGAGAUAUUGUGCAGUCUCAAUCGUCGACCCCUUCCCCAGCUGUAGCUUCUGAAUCCAAAGCAGCAACAGAGGAGCCAAAACCAGAACAGAUCGGAGAUACCAGUGUACAGAUUAGGUAUGCAUCCGGCAAAAGAGAAGUCUUACGCUGCAACUCAACAGAUACUAUCAGAUUCUUGUACCAGCAUGUAAAGGAGAACACCGAGGGAAACAGAACUUUCACCUUGAGUCACGCAUUCCCAAUAAAAAGCAUCGAUGCAUUCGACUCUACUAUAAAAGAACAAGACUUAUGCAAUGCCGUGGUGGUCCAAAGAUGGGUAUGA
This is a messenger RNA of Kluyveromyces marxianus DMKU3-1042, 1218 nucleotides long. RefSeq names its product protein phosphatase regulator SHP1 (gene SHP1). The record is from RefSeq and is a predicted model, not a curated record. NCBI's taxonomy places the organism in Eukaryota, Fungi, Ascomycota, Saccharomycetes, Saccharomycetales, Saccharomycetaceae. The transcript has a single exon. Gene Ontology annotation, molecular function: ubiquitin binding. Gene Ontology annotation, biological process: autophagosome assembly; proteasome-mediated ubiquitin-dependent protein catabolic process; membrane fusion. Gene Ontology annotation, cellular component: cytosol; nucleus. The coding region runs from base 1 to 1218 and encodes 405 amino acids.